UUAAAUAGGAUUCACACUAUAACGCAUAUCAUAUUUUAAAUAACAAUUUCAACACUAACAUUAUAUGUUAUUUAAGUCCUAUGUCAGUCCGGAUCAGGCCCAACUCUCCCGUGCCUUCACUCGGAGUCUAUUUCUAUUCAUGGUCUGGCUCUGAUUGUGGACCCUCCCAGUGUGUGUUCGGUUUUUUCUAGUGUCAGUUGUUCAUGCUUAUUAGGAAGAGAGGGAGUUGUCAGAGGUUCGGUACUGAGGGAUGCUGCUUCUUUGGGCCACAGCUACCUAGGUGAGGACAUCUCCGACCCCUGCUCAAGCAAACAACCUGUGUGCUUCCAUUUUGGACUACCUCACCACUAAAAGUCCAAACCAAGACCAGGAGCAUGGAGACGAGCCCCAUCCCGGUGGUGACAGUCCAAACCACCCCCUUUGAUGACCAGAGACCCGGUACCAACGGACUGCGGAGGAAGACGGCCGUGUUCGAGGGGAAGAAGAACUACCUGCAGAACUACAUCCAGAGCGUCUUGUCCUCCAUGGAUCUGCGGGACCGGCAGGGGUGCACCAUGGUGGUGGGCAGCGAUGGACGCUACCUCAGCCGGGGAGCCAUAGAGGUCAUAGUGCAGAUGGCAGCCGCCAAUGGGAUCGGUCGCCUGGUAAUCGGUCACAAUGGCCUCCUGUCCACCCCUGCUACCUCCUGCAUCAUCAGGAAGAUCAAGGCCAUUGGAGGAAUCAUCCUCACAGCCAGCCACAAUCCCGGGGGCCCCGGAGGAGACUUUGGUGUCAAGUUUAACGUGGCGAACGGAGGCCCAUCCCCAGACUCGGUGAUGGAGAGGAUUCAUCAGGUGAGCCGCACACUGGAGGAGUACGCCACCUGCCCUGACCUCCGCAUUGACCUCUCGAGGUUGGGACGACAUGACUUUGACCUCGAGAACAAGUUUAAACCAUUUAGAGUGGAAAUUGUGGACUCUGUAGAGGUUUACCUUCAAAUGCUGCGAAACAUCUUCGACUUCAGCGCCAUCAAAGGUCUCCUGACGGGACCAGACCAGUUGAAGAUCCGCAUAGACGCAAUGAACGGAGUGAUGGGCCCUUAUGUCCGUAGGAUCCUUUGCGAUGAGCUCGGGGCCCCGGCUAACUCCGCUGUCAACUGCGUCCCCCUGGAGGACUUCGGGGGCCGGCCCCCUGAGCCCAACAUGACGUAUGCCUCUUCCCUGGUGGAUGCCAUGAAAGGUGGCGACUUUGGCUUUGGUGCUGCGUUGGAUGCAGACGGGGACCGCUACAUGAUCCUCGGGGAGAACGCUUUCUUCGUGAACCCGUCGGACUCUGUCGCCAUCAUGGCCGCCAACCUCACCUCCAUCCCUUACUUCCGACAGCUCGGCGUAAAGGGCUUCGCCAGGAGUAUGGCCACCAGCAUGGCACUCGAUAGGGUCGCCAAAGCCAUGAAACUGGUGCUGUAUGAGACUCCUACUGGUUGGAGGUACUUUGGCAACCUGAUGGACUCCGGACGUUGCUCUCUCUGUGGAGAGGAAAGUUUCGGGACAGGUUCAGACCACAUUCGUGAAAAAGAUGGCUUGUGGUCAGUGUUGGUGUGGUUGUCAAUCAUGGCGACAAGGAAGCAGACCGUGGAGCAGAUUGUCAAAGAGCACUGGGCCAAGUUUGGACGCAACUACUUCUGCAGGUUUGACUAUGAAGGCCUUGACCCCCGCGCUGCCUUUUACCUGAUGAGGGAUCUGGAGUCAGUCAUAUUGGACAAAGCGUUCACCAGCCAGAAGUUCGCUGUCGGAGAGCAUGUGUACGGCGUGGAGAGGACCGACAAUUUUGAGUACAUUGACCCUGUCGAUGGAACAGUGGCGAGACAUCAGGGUUUGAGGAUCGUCUUUGGCGAUGCGUCCCGUCUGGUGUUUCGUAUGAGCGGAAGCGGCGGUGGGAUGGGCGCCACCAUCCGCAUCUAUGCAGAGAGCUUCGAGAGAGACCCUGAGAGACACAACAGAGAGACACAGGUAGUGCUGGGUCCGCUCAUCGCCAUCGCACUGAAGAUCUCCAACAUUCACGAGAGGACGGGACGCCGCGGCCCUAACGUUAUCACAUGAGUAGUACCUGCUUUCCAUGUGUCUUCUGCAGCUUCAUUCCGUGCACGCCUACCGAGGUGCUUAUUUCAAUUAUUUGGAAUAAAAAACAACAAAAAGGCCCCACACCGUUGUAAUUAGUGACCACUAUCACGUUUUCCUUAUCUCCCAUCAAGAAUGAACUAUUCGAUUAUGGAUGAAUGGUGAGAAAUGGCAUACAUAUUCUUCAACUUGCAUGUGCCUUGGUUUUGUGUUUUAUGUCGUUGUUUUGCAUCUGUCAUCAGGAAUGACUCACCGACUUCCAUGCUGAGUUUGUUGCCAUGUUUCCCAUGUUGUUUGUAUGCUCCACUAUGAAAGACUUUGUUGUCAAAUAAAAGCAGGAAAUGCAUCACAACAAAUAAAUCUGAAUCAAAUAAAUAUGAAGAGUUUAGAGUUUUUAGGGUUCAAUUAAUAUAUUUGAUAUGAAGGUAAUCCAAUAGGAGAGUUAGUGUGCUCCAGAACAAUGCAAGGCUUGUGUAUUCUUCUUGGAAGUCAACAGGUUCUGCAUGAAGAUAAGAAAAAGAGCAUUGAUCUUUACGAGACAUCAAACCGACACUGAGAACAGGAACUCGUAAACAUGCUGAUUGCCGGGGUUAUGAGUUGAGGAUGUCCCAGUGGAUAUCCGCAUGUCUUCACCCAGUUAGUGCCCUUCUUUAACAGCCACUUAUUGCACCUUGUUGCACCAUCAGGCCUUUUUUUUAACAUAAUGUCACAGGUAAUGUCUAAGAGGAGUAAUAGAAUCAGA
Doryrhamphus excisus (bluestripe pipefish) is the source of this 2838-nucleotide messenger RNA. It is a transcript of the gene pgm5, whose product is annotated as phosphoglucomutase 5. Gene Ontology annotation, molecular function: magnesium ion binding; phosphoglucomutase activity. NCBI's taxonomy places the organism in Eukaryota, Metazoa, Chordata, Actinopteri, Syngnathiformes, Syngnathidae. Gene Ontology annotation, biological process: striated muscle tissue development; myofibril assembly; carbohydrate metabolic process. The record is from RefSeq and is a predicted model, not a curated record. Gene Ontology annotation, cellular component: sarcolemma; cytosol; cell-substrate junction.